Messenger RNA from Lolium rigidum, 577 nucleotides. Its product is annotated as DNA-directed RNA polymerases I, II, and III subunit RPABC5. Gene Ontology annotation, biological process: tRNA transcription by RNA polymerase III; transcription by RNA polymerase I; transcription by RNA polymerase II. The transcript has 5 exons. Gene Ontology annotation, molecular function: DNA binding; zinc ion binding; DNA-directed RNA polymerase activity. Gene Ontology annotation, cellular component: RNA polymerase III complex; RNA polymerase II, core complex; RNA polymerase I complex. NCBI's taxonomy places the organism in Eukaryota, Viridiplantae, Streptophyta, Magnoliopsida, Poales, Poaceae. The record is from RefSeq and is a predicted model, not a curated record. Bases 133 to 348 code for a protein of 71 amino acids.
UCGGCCGCGGCGAAUCGGGCCGCUCACCUCCGUGCCGACCCCGUCCCCGCCGGCAAACCUCCUCCUCGGUCGACCUCCUACCCAGCCGACCUCGUCCCCAAGCAGAGCGGCGGCGUAGUUGCAGCGUCGAAGAUGAUCAUCCCUGUACGCUGCUUCACCUGCGGCAAGGUCAUCGGUAACAAGUGGGACCACUACCUCGAUCUUCUCCAGGCCGAUUACACGGAAGGGGAUGCUCUGGAUGCCUUGGGCUUGGUUCGCUACUGCUGCCGGCGUAUGCUCAUGACCCAUGUUGACCUUAUCGAGAAGUUGCUCAACUACAACACACUGGAGAAAACGGAGACAAGUUAAUUGAACUCAUCCUGUUGUGAAUCCCUCUUGUUCCUCUUCUCGAUGUGGGUGUGUGAGGUCCUAAUGUGAAGUUUGUUCGUUCCUGAAUGUCCAAGGAUUGUUAGUCUGACAAUGCGUUUCUACUUUAUGUAAUUUCCAGUACUAUUAACGAACAUAUGUAUGCACUAAUCCAGUACGAAACUUGUCAAGUUGUAAGCUUUGGAAUUAUAAAUCUGUGUUUUACGUUUCA